AUGGCCCGCAACCAGCGAGAUUUGAAUGCUCAGAAUGAGGCUGCUGAGGAGGAGAAGAAGGAGGAGGUGGAGGUGGAUAAUCCAUCCAGCGGUUGUCUGGACUGUGCCGCCCAUCUGGCCACCAUAAGAUCAUUGGAAAAGCAAGUCUCUGAGCUGAAGGCCGGGAUGAAGUUUGAGCUUCUGGAGUCGAGGAUUGACGUGCACCCUUCUGGGAGAUCAGUGGCAAGGGAGUCGGAGUGUCCUAUUGAGGAAGAGCGUGAAGAACCAGAUGAUGAGGAGCUCCAGGGCGAGGCCGGUCCGUCGGAGGAUGGUCCGUGCGAUGCAAUUCAAAGCGACAAGUCCCAGGGUGAAAAGUUUGAGUAUAAGAAUGAGGAUUGGGAUUGGGAGGAAGAGCACGACGAUGAUUGGGGGGCCACAGAUCUCGGCAGGCCGCGGGAUUCCAGCGAUGAUGAGGGUCUCCCCAAUGAGACAGCAAAACAGCGUCUUCGCCGUAAAGCAAACAAAUUGUUUGGAAAGAAGAACAGUAGAAGGCAAGCAAUGAAACUCCAAUUCCCCAAAUGCAUCGUGGCCUACAUUGAGGAAUAUCUGAAAAAUAUUUUCCCGCAGAAUGGGUCGAGGAAAAAGAAUAACUAUGCUGUCACGCAAAUGAGCCGAGUCCUGUUUUUCGUGUCCUAUAUGAUUGAGGGAUGGCAGUCGCAGAAUAUGUGGGACUGGCGGUUCCUUGACAACGGGCCUCACUUACAGAAAUUCCCCGAGUUGUUGCAUGCCAAGGGACCUGAAAAUCUCGACACGUAUUCAGUUCAUGAGGCACGUGCAACAAUUUAUCAAGUACCUGAGGAAAAACCGACCAAUAUAUAUUCGCUUGAAAAGGGAUCGCCUAUCCCUGGUGCAUGA
Molecule: messenger RNA, 894 nt
Organism: Phycodurus eques (leafy seadragon)
Lineage: Eukaryota; Metazoa; Chordata; Actinopteri; Syngnathiformes; Syngnathidae
Exons: 7
Coding region: 1-894 (297 amino acids)
Source: RefSeq, a predicted model, not a curated record